Molecule: messenger RNA, 816 nt
Organism: Symbiodinium natans
Lineage: Eukaryota; Dinophyceae; Suessiales; Symbiodiniaceae
Source: the annotation of a GenBank genome assembly
AUGGGGCAGGAGAGCAUCGGUGAGCUGCUUCUUGGUUUCUUCCAACUCUGGGGCAAAGAGGUGUUCGAGGCCAAGUCACCGGCCCCCGCAGCCGAAGGGCUGUGCUUCUUCUCUAGCGAUUGGGCCGACAUGAAGCUGCCUACCACACACCGAUUUCCCAUCGACAAGUACCGCCUAACGAGGUGCAUGCUGGAAGAUGCUGGCAUUCGGGUAGUACCUGGCCCCCUAGCCACAUUUGACGAGGCCUGCUUGGCCCAUGACCAGGCCUACGUCCAGAGCAUUUUCGGAGGAGAGGCCACGGACCAGAUGCGCCGGCGCGUGGGUUUCAGGGAAGCCCCAAUGGAGGCGUAUGUUCUCCGAACCUUGGCAAGCCUUGGUGCCACUGUGGCUGCUACACGCCACUGCCUCACCAAUGGCAUCUGGAGUGGUGCUGUCUCCGGGGGCACGCAUCAUGCCUUUGCUGACUCUGGCGAGGGGUUCUGCGUCUUCAACGAUAUUGCUGUGGCCGCCCGCCUUGCCCAGCGCGAGUUUCAAGUCUCUUCGAUCCUUAUCAUAGACCUUGACGUGCAUCAGGGCAAUGGCACUGCAGGUAUUUUCCACGGUGACAGCUCCGUGUACACUGUGUCCGUGCACCAGAAAAAGGGGUAUCCCUUCUCGACACGAUGUGCCUCGGACCUGGAGGUGGAUCUUCCUGAUGGCUGCGACGACGAGCACUUCCUCCAAGCUCUCGAUCCUCUCCGCGACCUUAUCUAUCGAGCAGGCAGGGCUUUAUGCAAAAGCGGGGAUCAAAGAAUAGAGUUAGAGCCAUAUGCUUGA